This is a messenger RNA of Hippoglossus stenolepis (Pacific halibut), 1587 nucleotides long. Its product is annotated as probable flavin-containing monoamine oxidase A. The transcript has 13 exons. Lineage: Eukaryota; Metazoa; Chordata; Actinopteri; Pleuronectiformes; Pleuronectidae. The record is from RefSeq and is a predicted model, not a curated record. Gene Ontology annotation, molecular function: oxidoreductase activity.
UGCGAGUCGGAUUUCUGUCUCUGACUCCGCAGUUUACCAAGCGCACGCCAAGUUGGCAGGAAACGACCUAGUCACCGGGGCUUGACUAUGACUGCGAAAAUUUGGGACGUUAUUGUUGUUGGCGCCGGGUUAUCUGGACUGAGUGCAGCUCAUUUGCUCAGAAAGAAGGAGGCCAACUUAGGGAUACUGAUACUGGAGGGGAAAGAUCGAGUGGGAGGUCGCACGCUGACCACGGACAUACCUGCAGCCAAUGGCGUUGAUCGCUGGGACGUGGGAGGCCAGUGGGUCGGAAGCACCCAAACUCACGUCAUGGAGCUCAUUAAGGAGCUGGGCUUAGAGGUCUACCCACAGUUCAACACUGGCAGGAAGGUGCACCACAUGGGUGGACCAGGCGGCAAAAUCCGCACCUACAGGACCAGUAUCCCGGCUCUGUCCCCACUCACGCUACUGGAUCUCACCCAGUUGAUAAGGAAGAUUGACAAAUUGUGUGCGACAGUGUGCGUCCAGGAUCCGUCGAAGACCCCCAACGCCACGGAGCUGGACAGUAUGACCCUGCACUCCUACAUUGAGAAACACAGUUGGACUGCAGAGCUAAAAGAGGAGAUGGCACUGAGCAGCCGCUCUGUGUUUGGGAUGGAGCCGUCCCAGAUGUCCUUCUUGUUCUUCCUCAUGUACGCGGCGGCGGCUGGAGGGCUGCUGCCGCUCCUGGAGAGCUCUGCAGGUUCUGCUCAGGAAUUCAAAGUAAAGGGAGGCACCCAACAGCUUUCAGAGCGCCUGGCGGAGCGCGUGGGGCUGGAGGACGUCCGGCUGGGCUCGGCGGUGACGGCCAUAUGGCAGGAAGCUGAGUCGGCCCGGGUGAUGACCGCCACCGCCACCUUCUCGUGCAGAGCUGUGAUCGUCACCUGCCCCCCUCAUUUGGCAGCAAAGAUCCAGUACCAUCCGGCCCUGCCCAGCCAGAGAGAGUUCCUCACCCAGAACAUGCCUAUGGGCCACAUGCUGAAAUUCAUUAUCACCUACCAGACGGCGUUUUGGAGGGAGAAGGGAUUCUCUGGAGAAAUAGUCGCAGGAUCCUCCACCGACUGUCCGUUCUGCGUUACCUUCGACGCCACCAGCCCCGGGGGUAACGCUGCUCUGGUGGGCUUCAUCGCCGGCCAGCAGGCGUCUCAGUGGAGCUCCAAGGAGGCUGGAGAGAGAAGGGAAGCUGUGGUUUCCAGUCUGGUCAGAUACCUGGGUCCCGAGGCUGCGUCUUUCAUCCACUACGAAGAAAAAGACUGGGCCGAAGAGGCCUACAGCGGCGGCUGCCCCGUUAACGUCAUGGCACCGGGUCUACUAACUUAUUACCACCCGAGCCUGAGGAAGCCCUGUGGCAGGAUCCAUUGGGCCGGCACGGAAACAGCCACCCAGUGGUGUGGGUACAUGAGCGGCGCGGUGCAGUCUGGUCAUCGAGCUGCUCUGGAGGUGCUGUCUGCACUCUGCCCCUCGAGCCCGACACCGGAGGAGUAGCAAGCAGAGCUGCACAUUCAAAACUGUCCUGCAGAGCAAACACCAUCAUCCAGUCUCACAGAGAGCAGCUCCGACGCCUGCUGA